This is a messenger RNA of Neopsephotus bourkii (Bourke's parrot), 742 nucleotides long. It is a transcript of the gene TMEM138, whose product is annotated as transmembrane protein 138. The coding region runs from base 211 to 699 and encodes 162 amino acids. The record is from RefSeq and is a predicted model, not a curated record. NCBI's taxonomy places the organism in Eukaryota, Metazoa, Chordata, Aves, Psittaciformes, Psittacidae. Gene Ontology annotation, cellular component: cilium. The transcript has 5 exons.
GCGGCCUCAGCUCGGCCCCAGCGCGGCCCUUCUAGCCACGCACUUCCGCCUUCCUCUCGGUGCCCGCGCCGUUGCCGUGGAGACGGAAGAUGGCGGCCGCAGGUCCUGGCAAUGGAAACGAGCAACACUGAGCCCCUCAGCUCCACGCCAUGAGCUGCCUUUGCCUCUGGGGACGCUGGAGCUGAGAGCUCCAAGGCCAAGGGAAGGAGGAUGCUCCAGACCAGCAACUACAGCCUGGUGCUGUUCCUGCAGUUCCUGCUCCUCUUCUAUGACCUCUUUGUCAACUCCUUCUCGGAGCUGCUCCGCACAGCUCCUGCUGUCCAGCUCGUCCUCUUCAUCAUCCAGGACAUUGCUAUUCUCUUCAACGUCAUCAUCAUCUUCCUCAUGUUCUUCAACACCUUCGUCUUCCAGGCUGGGCUGGUCAAUCUCCUCUUCCACAAGUUCAAGGGCACCAUCCUGCUGUCUGCAGCCUACCUGGGGCUCAGCAUCUCCUUCCACGUGUGGGUUAUGAACCUGCGCUGGCGCGACUCCAGCCGCUUCGUGUGGACCGAAGGCCUGCAGACCCUCUUCGUGUUCCAGCGCCUGGCGGCCGUGCUCUAUUGCUACUUCUACAAGAGGACCGCGGUGCACCUGGGGGACCCCCUCUUCUACCAGGACUCUCUGUGGCUGCGCAAGGAGUUUGAGCAGUUCCGUGGCUGACGGUUCCCCUCCAUUCUCCAUCACCUCCUGGCCCCCAGUGGGG